CAAGUAUUGAAUCUACCGCUGACCUAUUUAGACGUUACUUCGCGACCGGUGCUAUUCUCUUACGUGGUUGGGUUGCGAAAUGCUUGUAGAUUCGAAAUUUUCAUUUCGGUUUCUGAUUUCAGUAUGUAAAUUAAUGAAGAUCUUUUCAAAGUGUGACUUAUAGGGUAGCGGAAAAGUUAAGUUGUUUUAAUAUAAUUGUGUUUAAUUGUGAAUAAAAUUGGAAAAGCAAGGUCAAAAUCUACGAGCUCAGUGAGUUUUUCUGAGCUUUCUUAUGGAAAACACAUAAAUGUGUAUGAUGUAAAUCUCGAAAAAUAUGACAAUAUUAUUCUUGAACUCAAAAUCUAAGUAAAGCAACAUGGAGCAUUUGUUAGAUGCUAAACGCAAUUUUUCAAGCAGUUGAUGAAAACUAUUUUCAAAAAUCUGGAACCGUUCUGCUUAACAAUAAAAUCCAACAACAAACAAUUAGAAAAUAAUUUUAUAUUAUUACAAAAACAAGCAACAAUUUCCAUACAAAAUAUUUGGAGCCUAUUUUGAAAACAAAACUUCAAUUGACAUACAAUUUAUUAUACUCGUAUAAUUUUUCUUUCCAUACAAAAAUCAUUAUCUUCCGCGUUUCUUCCACAUUCUCCGUAAAACACCCAAGAAGUUGCCCAGUAGUCUUUUAACAAGCUUAGAAAAAAAAUUGUAUAGUACAAUUUUGUAUCAUUAAACUUCUCGUCUAUUUAAAAAUAUAGUAAACCAUUAGUUUACUAUAAAUAUAUGAAAUUUUUAGGAACAAAAUCACAUACUUGCAUACAUGACUGCUUCCUUAAGGAAAAACAAUAUUUAAAAAAAAGUACAUACAAGUGUAAUUAUCAAACAAUAUUUUAUCCGGAUUAAAUAUUUAUUUUCGUAUGAAUAUCUCAAAGAAGAGAACGUCAUAAAUAUAUGAAAACAAAAAGACUUCACACAAACAAAAGAUAUUAUUAAAAAACAAACAAAAUGGCACAAUCUUUGGUGGAAGUAGAAGAAAGUGCUGAUCAGAUUCUUUUGAACGGGGGCCCAAAUAUAUUCAGCAGUAACUCCAGUACGAGUUCUACCUCAAAAUUGGACAACUUUAUCGAUGAGUCAAAUUACAUUCCAGUACCACAAUUCUACGCGGGAAGAAGUGUAUUUAUAACUGGAGGAACAGGAUUUAUGGGAAAAGUACUCGUUGAAAAGCUUCUAAGAUCAUGUCCAGAUAUAAAGAACAUCUAUCUGUUGAUACGACCUAAACGGGGUCAAGAGGUGGCGGCUAGACUACAUGAGCUUCUAAAUGCACCGCUUUUUGAAUCAUUGCGGAGAGACACACCAAAGGAAUUGAGUAAAGUCAUUCCAAUAUCUGGGGAUAUCACAUCAGAAAAACUUGGAAUAUCUGAAAGUGAUCAAAGCGUACUAUGUAAGAACGUAUCAGUUGUAUUUCAUUCAGCGGCCACAGUAAAAUUUGACGAAAAGCUCAAAUUAUCAGUCACAAUUAAUAUGCUUGGUACGAAACGUUUGGUGGAACUGUGUCAUCGGAUGAAGUCCUUAGAUGCACUUAUUCAUGUAUCCACUGCCUAUUGUAAUUGUGAUCGUACCGAUGUAUCCGAAAUAAUAUACGAUCCUCCCUAUAAUCCCGACGAUAUUAUAUCCCUUAUCAAUUGGCUUCCUGAAGAUAUGCUUGACAAGCUAACGCCUUCCCUGAUUGGUAAACGUCCAAACACUUACACAUUUACGAAAGCGUUAGCAGAACAUAUGCUCCUCCAGGAAGCUGGAAAUUUGCCUGUAGCCAUUGUUCGGCCUUCCAUUGUCAUAGCAAGCUUAAACGAACCAUUUGCCGGUUGGGUCGACAAUUGGAACGGUCCAACUGGUCUCGUCUCAGCUGUUGCUAAAGGUCUGUUCCGAACAAUUAUGUGUGAAAAGGACUUUGUCGCUGACAUGGUUCCGGUUGAUAUUGUGAUUAACCUUAUGAUAACAGCUGCAUGGAGAACUGCUACAGCCAAACCAAAUGGAAUGACCAUAUACAACUGCUGCACGGGCCAGCGGCAUCCAAUAACUUGGGGAAAAUUCGUUAAUCACGCUAUCGCGCAAGUUCGAAAACAUCCUCUUGAGGGAUGUCUUUGGUAUCCAACUGGAGUGUUACGAAUGAGUCGACCGUUAAACACAAUGCACGGAUUCCUAGUGCAUUACAUUCCAGCAUAUGUUUUGGAUAUUCUCGCUAGACUAACAGGAAAAAAACCUAUAAUGGUUAGUGUUCAGAACAAAAUAGCAAAGGCAGUUGACUGUCUCGAAUAUUUUGCAACGAAUCAGUGGAGAUUUAGAGAUGACAAUGUCCAGACUUUAUUACAAAGCCUGAGUCAAAAAGAUCGUGAUAACUUUAUCUUUGAUGCAACAACAAUCAAUUGGGAGAACUAUGUAGAAAGAUAUGUCUUGGGAUUCAGAGAAUUUUUGUUUAAACAACGCCCUGAGUCUCUACCGUCGAGUAGAAAAAAUAUGUUAAGAUUGUACUACCUGCAUCAAUUGUCAAAAAUGCUCGUGAUAAUAUUUACGUGGCGCUUCCUUAUGGCACGAUCGAAAAAACUUAACGACCUCUGGACAGCCUUUCUACAAACAAUUUUAAGAAUGACUCGACUUCUACCCCUCUUGUAAUAAAUAGUAAUAUAAUGUAAAUUAAACGGAAACAAAUAUUUAUUUAUAAUUACUAUUUUUUUAAUGUUGGAUUUUUUCUAUUACUAUAACUAGGAGUGUUGUACAUUUUUUUAAAUUAAUCCAUUAACUUCAAGGUUUGCACUUAAUUUGUUCUUUGUUUUAUAUUUUUACAAAAAAACAACAAAAAAACAAAAUAAACAAAAAAAAAUAAAGAAAUAAAGAAAAGUGAAAAUGUAGUCAUAUACUUACUAAAAACAAUAUUAUAAUGUAGAGGGAAAUUGAAUCAAUAUUUUUUAUUUAAAUAAGUUGUGUUUGGUUACAUAAUUUUUAGCAAAGAAAAAAGAUCGGACAAAACUGUUAAACCAAAUCCAAUUUCUUUUAUUAUGCAUUUAAAACAAAACAUAAUUCAAAACGAGGAAUCAGAGUAAUAACUUAGUAAUAACUAAUAACAAAAACAUAUACAUUUAAUCUUAUUUAGUUAAAGAGAAACUAAUUAACUACACAUAAAGUGCUUGUUGAAGAAAUAUUAUUAAAAGAAAAUAAAAAUUCGAUACAAACGAAACCAUAAACAAUUUUUUUCUCCCAAGAAAAAAAUCAGGAAAAAAUUGCUAUAGUAAUUAUUUACCAAUAUUGACUAAAAAAUAUAAAAUUAGAUUCAAAAUUUUUACAUAAAAGUGAAACAAAAAACUAUAAACAUGUAUAUUUAAUUACAUUAUAUAGAAUUAUUGAAAUAAAUAAAAAUUAAGUAAAGAACUUAUAAAUUAAUUUAAAACAAAAUCGUAGAAAAAAAAAAACGGAAAGACGCAUUCAUUCCAUCCAAUUACAGAAUAAUAAACGCAUACAAUUUUUGCGUACUCACAAAACAAAAGAGAAAUAAUUGAAAAAUAAAUUCUUUGAAACAAAAAUGCUACGGCAAAAUAAGAUAGAUAUUCUGCAGAUACAAAUGUUUUAAUGUACAGUUAAUUGAUCUAAAAGCCAUGCGGAGACCUAGGCUUUCAAUUAAAUAUAAAACACUUUCGUGGUGAACACACGGGUUGGAUAUACAAAGUUUGCUUUUCAAUAACAUAACGGAUUAAUGUAUGUAUAUUAAAAAUAAAAAGAAAAAACAACAAUAAAUAAAUUGUUCGUUUUGUUUUUAGAAUGUAAUUAUUAUUAUUAUUAGAAAAUACAAAAAUUGUAUUGGGUUUUAAAAAAAUAUGCAUAAUGCUUAAAAGAAAUUUUGUUGAAUUUUCAUUUAUAAUUAAUAUAUUACUUUGUCUUUGAAUGUACUCUAAAGCUUUAAAUUUGCUUCGAGACUUCUUUCCAGCUAAAAAUCAAUAAGUAAAAGUAACCAAAUUAAGGAAAUUGAA
This is a messenger RNA of Eupeodes corollae, 3995 nucleotides long. RefSeq names its product putative fatty acyl-CoA reductase CG5065. Gene Ontology annotation, molecular function: alcohol-forming very long-chain fatty acyl-CoA reductase (NADP+) activity. The coding region runs from base 982 to 2646 and encodes 554 amino acids. Gene Ontology annotation, biological process: long-chain fatty-acyl-CoA metabolic process. The transcript has 11 exons. Gene Ontology annotation, cellular component: peroxisome. NCBI's taxonomy places the organism in Eukaryota, Metazoa, Arthropoda, Insecta, Diptera, Syrphidae. The record is from RefSeq and is a predicted model, not a curated record.